Nothobranchius furzeri (turquoise killifish) is the source of this 7845-nucleotide messenger RNA. RefSeq names its product F-box protein 41 (gene fbxo41). The record is from RefSeq and is a predicted model, not a curated record. Gene Ontology annotation, molecular function: protein binding. Lineage: Eukaryota; Metazoa; Chordata; Actinopteri; Cyprinodontiformes; Nothobranchiidae.
CUCCUGUCUCUCCCCCUUCCUCCGGUCGGGUUUUUCCGCCUGUCUCUCCUCCCUCCACCGGUCUGGUCCUCCCUCCUGUCUCUCCCCCUUCCUCCGGUCGGGUUUUUCCGCCUGUCUCUCCUCCCUCCACCGGUCUGGUCCUCCUCUGCAGGCCUGCCGCUCUCUGCAGCAGAGAGGGACCGCGUGACGUCAGAAGCGGCUACAGCGGCUCGUUGAUUGGAGCAGAGAAAAACGGGGAGAAGGUUGUGAGGACCUCGGGAGAAGCAGCUAUGGCAGAAGAUCCCCUCUCCUCCUCAUACUACCACACUUGUCCUGUUCCAGCCAUAACAGGAUCCAACAGGUGUUUGACCACUGUGCCCUCAUACUGGCGCUGCGGCCGUGCUGCGUGAGCGCCCCCUCUCCUCCGGCGGUUGCUGCACGGAAUGGCCUCUCUGGACCUGCCCUACCGCUGUCCUCGCUGCGGGGAGCACAAGCGCUUCCGAAGCCUGUCAUCCUUACGCGCCCAUCUGGAGUAUAACCACACGUAUGAGACCCUCUACGUCCUCUCCAAGUCCAACAGUGUGUGCGACGCUGCUGCUCUGCUGCCCCUAGUGGCCGAGGGAGCUCUCCUCACGCCCGCCAACAACAACGACCCUUUUGAGCCGCUUCGCCCUUCAGCUCUAAACGAGCGGCGCUUUCCCUGCCGGGAGCUUCCUUGUCCAGACGACCUGAGUUUGGCCCCGGCUAACUCCAACUCAGCAGCCAGGUGUAUUCCAAAUGUGGAGUUCCCCUUGGGGGAGCUUUUUAUGAAGAAAGCAAUGGCAUCCACGGAUCCCCAUGGAAGCCCCAACACAGCUGUAGCUGUGGCAGCUAAUGUGGCAGCUAGUGCUGUGGAGGCAGCCUAUGAGGAGGGCCUGGCUAGGCUGAAAGCGCGGGCGUUUGAACGGCUGGAGCUGGAUGAGAGGCUGGAGAAACUGUCUGAGGAGGUGGAGCAGAAAAUAGCGGCCCGUGUAGGUCGUCUCCAGGCGGAGCUGGAGAGGAAGAGCUCUGAGCUGGAGCGGGCCAAGCUGGAGAGUGAGCGGCUGAGCCAGGAGAAACAAGACCUGGAGGACAAGGCCUCUGAGCUUUCUCGACAGGUGGACGUCUCUGUGGAAAUGCUAGCUAGCCUGAAGCAGGACCUGGUGAACAAGGAGACAGAGCUGAGCCACAAGCAGCAAGAGGUUUCCCAGAUUGACCAGUUCCUUCAGGAAACGGCAGCCCGUGAAGCCAACGCCAAAGUGCGUCUGCAGCAGUUCAUCGAGGAGCUUCUGGACCGAGCCGACCGUGCCGAGAAGCAGCUGCAGAUCAUCAGCAGCUGUGGCACCACGCCAAACGGCAGCCUGGGACGCUGCAGCCUGCAGGCCUCAAAGGGAACCGGACGUCAGAGAAAUUCCAGCCUUUCUGGAAGCACAAGAGGAAUGUACCAAGUGUCAGAGCGACGUUCCUCCCCAAGCACAGGAGCUUCAGGACGGGUGAAGUCUGUCUCACAGGGCUCUGGAGGCUACGACAGUGACAGUGUGGAGAUGCAUCCCAUGGAAGAGUGUCCUGAGGCGCAGUACUAUCACAUGCAGUGUCGCAUGGGCGAAGGGGGUUAUGAGCGCUCCCCGGGAUGCGGGUCCAGAAACUGGGGGCUUCGUAAGCAGGCCAUUCAAAACUGGCAGCGGCGACCUUACAGAAACAGCACCGAAGGAGAGGAGGGAGACGUGUCCGAUGUGGGAUCUCGGACCACGGAGUCCGAAGUGGAGAUGUGGGAUCAAGAGAGGAGAUCUGUGGCAGAAAUUCAGCAGUCUGCAGCACCUUAUCCUUACCACGGGAGAGCAGCGUACCGCCCUAAUGCAGGUCGAUCUGAACCGAUCUACAGCAAGCCAUGUCGCCAUGAAAAGAGCCCGUCCAAAUCCAGCGAGGUGAUCAGUCCGGAGGUCCUCAAGAUGCGCGCCGCCCUCUUCUGCAUUUUCACCUACCUGGACACCAAAACCCUGCUGAGAACCGCCGAGGUUUGUCGCAACUGGAGAUUUGUGGCUCGUCACCCGGCCGUGUGGACCAGAGUGCUGCUAGAAAACGCUCGCAUUUCUUCCAAGUUCCUGAGCACAUUGUCUCAGUGGUGUACUCAGACCCAUUCUCUCAUCCUGCAAAACCUUAAACCGCGACAGCGAGGCAAGAAGGAAACCAAGGAGGAUUACCUUAAAAGCACACGUGGCUGCCUUGAGGAAGGUUUGGAGGCAUUGCUAAAGGCCACAGGAAGCAACCUGCUGAUAUUAAAGAUCUCACACUGCCCCAACCUGCUGACCGAUCGCUCCCUGUGGCUGGCCAGCUGCUACUGCCGCGCCCUCCAGGCUGUCACCUACAGGAGCGCAACAGAUCCAGUUGGCCAAGAGGUGAUCUGGGCCCUCGGGGCGGGGUGUCGAGACAUUAUUUCUCUUCAGGUGGCCCCCCUACACCCAUGCCAACAACCUGCCCGCUUCAGUAAUCGGUGUCUGCAGACUAUUGGACGAUGCUGGCCCCACCUCCGUGCGCUGGGCGUGGGUGGAGCUGGAUGUGGGAUUCAGGGGCUGGCCUCACUGGCGAGGAACUGCAUGCGUCUGCAGGUGUUAGAGCUGGACCAUGUGAGUGAGAUCAACCAGGAGGUGGCAGCAGAGGUUUGCAGAGAAGGUCUGAAGGGUUUGGAGAUGCUGGUGCUCACUUCCACGCCAGUCACCCCCAAAGCUCUGCUCCACUUCAACAGUGUUUGCCGUAACCUGAAGUCCAUUGUGGUUCAGAUUGGUAUAGACGACUAUUUCGAGGAUCCCAGUAGUCCAGAAGCUAGAAAGCUGUUUGACGAGAUGGUUAACAAGCUACAGGCUCUAAAGAAGAGGCCUGGCUUCUCUAAAAUCCUGCAUGUGAAAGCAGACAGCCUCUGCUAACAUCGUUUGUGCAGCCUCUCCAUGGAGGUGCCGUCGUAGCUGGAGUCGGUCAGAAGGACACGGCUGGUUUGAGUCGGCUCCAGGGGCGUCUGUCGCAUCUAAAAUAAGACAAGGUCAUAAAAUAAUUAGAAAAACAAAUGUUGGGACCAUCGGACCGACAGUGGCACUUUUUUAAAAAAGGAAACCAGAUGAAAAAGUAAAAAGGACGUCUGUUCGAUUCAUUUUGUUUUUUCAAACUCAAAAGUGGGUUUAGUCAGAGACGGAUCCAUUUCUUGAGACACAUUUUGAGCCUGUUGACUGAGCUGAGUUAUUAUUUUUUGUCCAUGAUGACUGAGACCAAUGGCUCACUGACGGGAACGUGUAAUAACUUUCUACAGAUGCACAGAAAACAUUUGUUUCUCAAGGGUAACAAAUAACCCAGCCUGUCCUGCACUGCUGUACCCUGAGACCGGACUAAAAAACGAUUUAAGAACCAUUACUGCUUCCACGCAGAAGUGAAAUCUGCUGCACUGAGGCGCGAGUGACAACGUCAUGCUGAAACACACGGGCCUCGUCUUCUGGGUGUCACGCGGCAGCGGCACGUCUCACCUCCGAUACCGUCCUCCGCUUUCUCCCGCAAACGUCUGGAACCAGUGUUUUUGAUCUUUAUGGCAUCUCAUUUGUUUUCAGAGGACAGUAUCUGACGUCACUGGUGCUGUUUGUAUGGAACGUGAGAAUGAAAGCGUUUCCUCCGAUGUGCCAUUUAACCAGGAAGAGCAGGUUAAGUCAGGAUCCUUUUAGCAGCUCCAACUGAACAAAAAGGGCGCGCUUCAUAUAAAACAACGUCUCCAGGUGCAUACAGAUGUUGUAGUGUUUGUUUCCAUAUGGAACAGUGCCAUUCCUAUUAACAGGGCUACGCUCUUGAUUUAUACUCAUCAGCUGAUGUAUUUUGGUUUUUUUCUGCUGAUGUGACAUUGGCUCGCUUUACAAGUCCGCAGCCUUCCCUUCACAUUAGAGGAAAGUAGAUUUGGCCCCGGUGUGUUACUAAAAUCCGCAAUAUGCCCGCUAAUGUGACACUUAAAGGACUUGUGAGUCGUGCAGAGCUGCUCAGCUCGUCCUGUAGCUUUGGAGGACGUUUACUUGUGUCUGGGUUAGAAUCUGUUGAGAAACUGUUUCUCAGCGCCGACAGAUGAAACACAGAGCAGGAACAUUGUGCGUUACAGGUGCGUGUUUACCAGGCAUCUGCGGCCUGAAAAACACAGAGAUCCCAGAUCAAAAUCUUUAUUUUUAUCAUAGAGAUAAGGGACCCAAACUCUCUGACUCCUGUCGUUCCUGCGCAUUAAAGUAGUCUCCCCUAUUUAUGAAAGUGCAAUAAAAAUAAAGCGCAUAGCUUGGUAAAAGGUUUAUAGAUAAUAUAUGAGCUAUACUUAAUGACAUAAAUUAAUAACAUAUGGAAUAUGGAGUAUUCCUUAAAGGAAUUUAAAUCAUUUGUCUCAAGAAUUUUAAAAUGAGACCAUCUUAUGAGGAGAAAUGAUGGAUUUAUUGUAAGGUUAGUCAACACUUGAAAAUCCCAUUAUGUGAAAUCUUAAAGUAUCUUUCCGGAGUAUUUCUCUUAUCCGAUGGCACCAUCUGACAAGCAUAUCACACAAAUCAUCUCUGGAUUCGUUUUUUUUUUUCAAGAUGGCGACUUCACAUUUCUUUGUUUAUAAAUGUACUUCUGUAGCCAACAAACAGCUAAAACACGAGUAUUAUUCUCAUUUCAUGUUGUGUUUUCAUAUAUUUAUAUUUUAGAGACUUACCUGUGCAUGAAAAGUUCAUCAACUCUGCAUUAAGCACUACCGCUACUGGUCAGUUCUGGUUGGCGCUCAGUUUUCUAUUGCACAGAGCUCUGCAGGGCAGGGGGCGUGCUCAGGAAAAAAACAAAAAAAAAGACGUAUCACUUAUAUUAAAUAUAACGUCAUCACUUUUACGGAUGUCUGAAAAAUCAUAGAUAAUUUUUGAAAGCGGAAAACUCCAGAAAGCUACUUUAAUAUAGGGUCUGGCUCAAUUUGGUUUCCUUCUCUUUAGAGCAAGCUUCCCCACACUCUAAAAAAUGAAAUGUUGAAAUAACUUAAUAAAGUUAUGUCACCUGGUUCCACUAAGCCUGGUUGCUUAUAGAUGGAGAACGCUCAGACCAGAAAAAGCCACUCAGGUCUGUCACACUGCAAAUUAACAUUCAACGACUCAUCCAUCUUGACUGGCAACGGGAAAGGCUGUUGCUGAUGAAGCAUCCAGGAAACAGCAGAGCACGUCUCGUGUUAGUAGAAGCUAACUGUUAGCAUCAGCACCUCCACAACAUGGCGGAACUCCUUCAGGCUUGUGUUAUGUAUGCAGAAAAAAACAUAAAAGUUGCAAAGCAAAAGGAGUCAGUGGUAGAGGUGUAUCGCUGUUAGCCAAUCAGAGGCGAGAUGCCCGAAUAUCAGGAAGUAAGACUCCAAAACCUGCCGUCUUCUGCUCACCGUUCUUCCGGCUAACUUCUAGCUCCUGAAACAGGAGCACCAGAGCUAUUUUUUCUAGGAGAAUGACUCACAAGGCAAUAAUUCAUACUAGAGACAGCUGCAAAUUUAUUGAAAUACCAAUUAAACAAGAAAUGUACAUGUAAAUGGUAAUAUACAUUACAUUUAUACAUUGUUAUGGUAAAAGUAAAUUUAUAUUACUUAAGCAAUUAGAUUUAGUGGUGCCCGUUGACAUAACUUGGUUAAGUUAAUUCGACAUUGACUGCAAUUUCCCAGUCUGGGAUCAAUAAAGUGAGAAGUUUUUUUUUGUUGAGAAGUUUAAUGAGAAAUUAAAUGAGAAAUUAAAAUCAAUAGUACGAUAAAAUAGUACAACAAAAAACAUUUGCAGGUUUACAAGCAAACACACAACUUACACAAUUCUAAGAAUGGGUGCCGGCAUAAGCUUAUAAGCCCAACCCCCCAAACCCUUUGAACUUAAACAAACUUUUAGAAUGGCAUACCAAUUCCAUAAUUUUUACAUCAUAUCUGAAAUGUAUGGGAAUAUAUUCAAAUCCCCAUUCUUGCUUUCUAAAAAAUAAUGACCUUUAAUAUUUUAUGCAUUUUUUCAUUGACUUGAUUCAUAAUAUUCAAUCACAUUUGAUUUAAACCUACCCUUAAACUUUACCAUUGUUGAACAAUCUUUUUGCUCCUGGUCUAAUUUAUUCCACACAUCAACCCCAACACAAGAAAUACAAAGUAGUUUCAUCUAUCUAUAAUCUGCACACUUUAUCUCAAAGCAACCCCCUUAUGAUUUAUUUUUUGUAUUUUUUUGUGAUUUUAUUACAUCGGAUGAGGUACAAGAGAGGAGCAUAACUGAAAAAAAAUGAAUGUUUCCUUUAUAAGAUGAGAGUUGUGAACCUCCAUUUCUCCAGGUUCUUCCUUGACCCGCUGAAGGAAUUGAGUUUAAGGUGAAGGAGGUUAACAGACACACACACACACACACACACACACACACACACACACACACACACACACACACACACACACACACACACACACACACACACACUGUUGAGACAUACACAAAACACUUACUGAUUUUGAGUUUCAGACAAUCCUGCGUUCGUUAUCAGCUACUCUGUACAUAAUAUUUGUAGAAAACCAAAAGAAAAACAGACCAACGUUUGAUGUUGAUAUGAUAUAUUAAGGUCAUAAGUCUGACGUUUACAGAUCUUCUCUCUGUAAGGACUUUUUCUCUCUGAAUGAAAGAUAAACAUAUUAAAGUUUAUUAUGUAUAACAGUAGUGUUGACAUUGAAGUUGUGUACUAGAUACUUUAUAUUAAAUGUGCAUCAGAUUCAUAUAGACGGAGAUUAUUUAAGAAGAGUAUACAGAUGAUAAUUCAGUUAUUUAUUUCUAUAAAAAAAUGAGCGCUGUGUAAAACGUUGGCAUGUUUGUGUUCAUGCAUCAAUCAUUGAGUUGCCUUCUUUAGCUGUUCUGCUACUGUGGCGAGAAAAUGAUUAAAUGUUUAUAAAGAGCUUUGAUUGCCUGCAGGUUAGUAAUCUUCAUUUGAUCCUGUCUGUUGUUGCACUAUAGAGAAAAAAAGGUCAUUCAGAUGUUUAUUAUAAGGUGUUGUUUUUAAUGUUUCUCUGUAUUUGAAAAGAAAAAAUAUGAUGCACUUUUUUGUUUCUCAAACAUUUUUCUGGACCCUGCGGUCUUCGGUGUAGGCAGAUGAUCCUGGGAUGCCUGCUGCUUGGUGUGGACCUUCCAUGUUGGAUCCCCCAGGAAAUAAAGACUCUGGAGAUGAUUCCUGCAUAUUUCUGUAUCAGCAAACAGACGUGCAGUUUGUCCUGAUCCUUGCAACGUCGUUCAUUCAGUGCCAUAGUUCUGUUUUGGGCAGAAAGUUAAGGAGGAAAGCUGGUCAACUACAUUCAAGUGCUUUUUAGGAUAGGAGCUCAUGUUUUGGUUUUGUUGUUCAUUUUGCGUAGAUUUUCACCUGUUUUGUUGUGUGAAAUGACUUGUUUUUGCUCUGAAUCAGCAGACUGGAGGUGGAAUAACUAUUCAAACGUCCACUCAACUCAUUUAAAAUCUUAUAUUAAAGGUUCUUCUUCAUAAUUACAUGUUUUUAAUUCAAGUGACUUCUGAUACAUUUCAUUAUGUGCAAUAGAAAAACCGAGCAAGAGCUGAAAAGACGUGUGUUUUAUGUCUGAAUGAUUGUAAUCUGCCCAUUUAUCUAAAGAGCGUGUUACUCAUUACCUCAACACUUAACAGGGCAAUUAAGUGCGUAAUUUUAUUUCCAAGUUAUUAUUUUUGACUGCCAUGGACAUUAACUUCAUCUGAAUUUCUUUCUGUGACAAAAUCAGAUCCUUUGGGAUGAAAAGUGCUUUCCCAAAACGAGCAAUCAGCCUUCUUUGAUGACUGUAUUCGAUGGAUUUUCAUUCAUUUGAUGUCAUCAAUAAAUCAUGCUUUAAAUUGU